Anneissia japonica is the source of this 453-nucleotide messenger RNA. Its product is annotated as CD209 antigen-like protein E. Lineage: Eukaryota; Metazoa; Echinodermata; Crinoidea; Comatulida; Comatulidae. The transcript is spliced from 3 exons. Gene Ontology annotation, molecular function: signaling receptor activity. The coding region runs from base 1 to 453 and encodes 150 amino acids. The record is from RefSeq and is a predicted model, not a curated record.
AUGUGGAUAUUAGCGGUAAAUUAUCUUUUCUUACCAUUUACUGCUGUCUACAGCCAAGGUGAUAAUGGUACAGGUCUGUGUCCGACCUCUUGGACCGCAUAUGAAGGAAGCUGCUACACACUCCUAAGUGGGAAUAGUUCUUGGCAUGAAGCAAAGAGUCGUUGUGAAGAAGAAAACGCAAACUUGGUUACCAUUUCCUCAGCGCAGGAAAAUAUUUUCGUUAGUGCUCAUACAGACGAUUGUCAAAAGAUUUGGAUCGGUCUUAAUGAUAAUCGUGUAGAGGAUACCUGGCAAUGGUUAAGCAAUGAAACUUUCAAUUUUUCUGCUUGGAUGAAAGAUCAACCAAACAACGCUAAUAGUAAUCAAAAUUGCGUCGAACUUAAACCGAGCACUAGAAAGUGGAAUGAUAAGAAGUGCAAAAAGAACAAUCCCGCAUACUGUGAAAAAGGCUAG